Messenger RNA from Lethenteron reissneri (Far Eastern brook lamprey), 927 nucleotides. Its product is annotated as phosphoinositide-3-kinase-interacting protein 1-like. Gene Ontology annotation, molecular function: signaling receptor binding; endopeptidase activity. Lineage: Eukaryota; Metazoa; Chordata; Hyperoartia; Petromyzontiformes; Petromyzontidae. The record is from RefSeq and is a predicted model, not a curated record.
CCGGCUUCAACAGACCGCAGGGCGCGCUGUGGCGGCGGCAGCAGCAGCAGCCGCAUCGCCUCAGACGGGAGGCGACAGAUACAAAUUAAAGUUUCAGUUUAAACAAAAACAAGUUUUGUUGUUCAACUUUAAAAGUUGACGUUGUUCUAGUGGCGAGUGUCCUUGCGAGAUGGCAGUGCCACAGCUGCUGAUGGCGACGAUGAUGUUGGCGAUGAUGAUGUUGGCGAUGAUGAUGGCAAAAGUUGGACCGGCGGCCGCAGCCGUAGCGGGCUGCGUGGAGGGCCGGGGGGAGCUGUACCGUGGCGCCGAGUCGACGACCGCCGGGUCGGGACGCUGCCUCAACUGGGGAGCCGUUGUCAGCAGAGACUACGACACACAGCGGCACCCCGAUGGCGACACGGGAGUGGGAGACCACAACUUCUGCCGGAACCCGGACGGUGCGCCGAGGCCCUGGUGCUACGUGGCGCCCGUGGUGGGGGGGGGCUCCCCCGUGGGGGGGGGCUCCCCCACGGGGGGGGGCUCCCCCGGGCCUCACCGGGCCUACUGCUCCCUCACCCCGUGCACCGGAGAUGGUGGGACGUCGCGCAUGGAGGUGGAGCGAUCUCCCCCCCCUCCCCCCUCCUCCUCCUCCUCCUGGGCCCCCCGAACUCGGGGCCCCCCAAUCCUGCGAGACCCCCCCACGGACUCCGGAGUGGGGGGCCAGGCCAGCUACUCACCUACUACACCCAGCGGGGGCCUGCUCACGGGGCUGUCUGGGGGACCCCCACCCCCCCGGCUGUCUCCUGUGCUGCCCGACGCCCAGAGGUCUUCGGGGAGCAGAGGGCAGAAGAAGGACCUGGGCAUGAUGGGUCACGUGAUUGGGAUCUCCAUGAUGGUGAUCAUCCUGCUGGCUGGAGGAGGAAUCUCCUUCAUGUACAUCCGCAAGAG